Messenger RNA from Tarenaya hassleriana, 2743 nucleotides. RefSeq names its product probable WRKY transcription factor 2. NCBI's taxonomy places the organism in Eukaryota, Viridiplantae, Streptophyta, Magnoliopsida, Brassicales, Cleomaceae. Bases 788 to 2653 code for a protein of 621 amino acids. Gene Ontology annotation, biological process: regulation of DNA-templated transcription. The transcript has 8 exons. Gene Ontology annotation, molecular function: sequence-specific DNA binding; DNA-binding transcription factor activity. The record is from RefSeq and is a predicted model, not a curated record.
UCGGUUCCCAAAGAGUAACAAUCACAGCUCAAUCAAAUGGCCUAAUCUCUCUCUCUCUCUCUCUCUAUAUAUAUAUAUAUGUAUAUCCAUCGAAGAAAGGUUCCAUUCAUUUGUGUUAUCGCCCACAAGCACAAUCCUCUUCUUUUCGGCUGAUUUCCUUUGAUUUUCAAAUUUUCAUCGUAAUUUAAGGUAUAGGUUGAGGGAAAUUUUUUUGUCUGGAUGGUGGAAAGUCUCGGAGAUUCGUCUAAUUUUGCUGCGAAAUCUCUGUAGUUGUUGUCAAUAAACAUCAUCAUUUCAUUUCCGGUAAAGGAUAUCACAUACUUUUUCCCCUCCGAGAGAGAGAGAGAGAGAGAGAAUGUACAAGUUAUUUUUCUUUCCAUCCUUUUUGAGAUUCCUGUGACACCCACAAGGGGGGAGAGAGAGAGAGAGAACUCUCUCAUUGUUUCGAGUAUCUCUUAUCUACUAAAUUACGGAGAGAAUUCGACCCGGGUCGGAUUUUUUGUCUGCGGGUUCGGAUCGGGUCCAGUUGGUGGUUGCGGCGGAGGCGGAGGCGGAGGCGGUGGCGGGUCGUGUUCAAUCAGUCAGACAAAUCUGCCUACCUUCGAGUUCAAGCUAAAUCCCUAAUUCUACGCUGUCCACUGGUUUUGUCCUUUUCGAUUUCUGUGGCUCGAGGUUUCGCUACUCCAGGGAUUGUAUUGUCAAGGGUUCUGCAUAUGAAUGAUAGUCGAAAUCUGCAUAAACACAAAAUAAAAGAGGAGUGUCAGCUGAUUCUUGAGGGUGUUUUGGCAUGACUGGUUUUGAUGAUAACGUUGCUGUGGUGUCCGAAUUGGUGCCCUUUAGUCCGAGCCCAAGGACCCUUUUCUCUGCAGUGUUGGGUGAGGAGACGAGUUCCAAGCCGGUGCUGGAGAGAUUUCUUCCUUUGAAUCAAGGACAGAUAGGCUUGGAAGAUGUCGGGAAGAAGGGUUCUUCACAAACCAGUCUUCAAUUGUCUGAAGAAAAACCGACUUCACGAGGGUGUCUCGGUGAAAGAAUUGCUGCCAGAGCUGGGUUUAACGCUCUGAAGGUGAAGACUGAGAAUGUUCGGUCUCAUUGCUUAACAAUCACUUCUCCUGGCCUUAGCCCUGCAACUCUGUUAGAGUCUCCGGUUUUCCUUUUGAACCCCUCGGCCCAGCCUUCUCCAACAACUGGAAAAUUUUCGUCGUCCGGUCCUUCUGAUGCAACGGACGACGAGUUCUUUGAUGAUAUCGGUGGAUCAUUCACCUUUCAGCACGUUUCAAGAUCUUCUUCCUCUUUCAUCCCGGGCACUACCGCCAAAGUCUCUCCUUUCUCCCAGUACUUCUUUCCUGGUACAGAGAUGUCCUUUGAUUAUGGUUGUAAUAGGUCUUGGAACAUAGAAACUGCCAAUCUUCAUGCCGACUUUCCUGGAACAUCAUCUGACGGACACAACAGUGGGAAUGACACUGACCCGGACGAGCAAACGAUCCCUGAAGCAACAAACAUCGGCAGCAGACCUGAUGGUAUUCAAGACGAAGAGCAAAGGCGGGAUGGAGGAGACUCGGUGGCAGGUGGUGCGCCGGCAGAGGAUGGGUACAACUGGAGAAAGUACGGACAGAAGCUAGUUAAAGGAAGUGAGUAUCCACGGAGUUAUUACAAGUGUACAAGCCUGAACUGUCUGGUCAGGAAGAAAGUUGAACGGUCCCGCGAAGGUCAAAUAACCGAGAUUAUUUACAAAGGAGCUCAUAAUCACCCGAAACCUUCUUCUCCUAGCCGUCGCUCAGCCAUUAGAACCGAUCAAGAUGAACAGUGGAGCUGUAUAGGCAGAGAUUCUUCCUGGGCAGGUACCCUACAAGCUGGAGCAGAUGAGUGUGCUGAGGACCAGUCCGGACCAAUGCAGGUUCAAGGUGGAACUCACCAUGAAUCAGUUGAUGCCUCGUCUACUUUCUCUAACGCCGAAGAUGGGGAAGAAGGUGAAGAAGAUGAAACCGAGUCGAAAAGAAGGAAAUUUGAAGCUUACGCAAUCGAGGCGAGCGGAGCAACAGCAACACGAGGUGUCCGUGAGCCGAGAGUUGUGGUUCAGACAACGAGCGAUGUGGACAUCCUUGACGAUGGAUAUCGGUGGCGGAAAUACGGUCAGAAGGUCGUCAAGGGAAACCCUAAUCCCAGGAGUUACUAUAAAUGCACAGCUCCUGGAUGUACAGUGAGGAAACAUGUGGAGAGAGCUUCUCAUGAUCUCGAGUCAGUCAUAACCACAUACGAAGGCAAACACAACCAUGACGUACCCGUGGCUCGAACCAGUGGCUCAGCAGCUCUUCAUACCCACAUGCACCGGCCCGAGCCGCUCAACAGGUUCGAGAGGCUAGUGACCGGAAGUGCUCCAUUUGGCCGUCCUUUCAGCUUCCGGCCACAACUUGGAGGAUUCUCGUUUGGGUUAGGCCAAACCGGGCACCCCAAUCUUGCAAUACCCGGUUUAGCAAUCCGGCAAGGGAACUUACCCAGUUUUCCGGUUCGGCCGUUCUUGCUGCCGCGGACGGUUGGUGAUAGUGGGCUGAUGUUGUCGGAGCCGAAAGUGGAACCAAUGUCGGAGACAGGGCUUCGCUUGUCGGGAAGUUCAUCAGUGUACGGGCAAAUCAUGAAUAGGUUGUCUGAUAUGUGAUGAAAGCUUUGUUCAUUGUGUUUUGGUGUUUAAACAUCUUUUUUCCCCCUUCCAAUUCUUGCUAUUAAUUUAUGGUUCUUUAUAGGCAUU